AUGCCUGGAUGGAGGUCUCAGUGGCGUCUCGUCCUGCUGAACUCCCUGACCUGUGGCCUGGAGAUCUGUGUGGCAGCUGGGAUCACAUACGUGCCCCCACUGCUGCUGGAGGCUGGAGUGGAGGAGCGCUACAUGACCAUGGUGCUGGGUAUUGGCCCAGUGCUUGGCCUCCUGUUCAUCCCCCUGAUUGGCUCAGCCAGUGACCACUGCAACAGCAGCUACGGCAGACGACGGCCUUUCAUCUGGCUGCUGUCUUUGGGAGUCCUGCUUGCCCUUGUCAUCAUUCCCCAUGCUGAUGUACUGGCUGCACGCCUUGCCUGGGGUGGGCGCACCCUUCAGGUGGGCUUCCUUAUUCUUGGCGUGGGGCUCCUUGACUUUUGUGGACAAGUGUGCUUCACACCACUGGAGGCUCUUCUGUCGGACCUGUAUCGGGACGAGGAGGACUGCGGCCAGGCCUUUGCCAUGUUCUCCUUCAUGGUCAGCUUGGGAGGCUGUGUGGGCUAUUUGCUACCCGCACUGGACUGGAGUCGCGGCCUGCUCUCCGUUUAUCUGGGAGGCCAGGCCGAGUGCCUCUUCUCCCUUCUCAUCCUCAUCUUCAUCUCCAGCCUGCUAAUCACCAUGAAGGUGUCUGAGGAGCCCUUGUGUGCCAACAGUGUCUUGGCAGGGUCUGGAUCGUUACUGGAGACGGGGGCCGGUGCGAAGGAGGCCGGCCGGUGCGGCGUCCCGCGCUCAUGUUGCUACCUGCUGAAGUGCAAACUGAGGCUGCUGAAGUCUGGACCGCUGCUGUGUCUGCUGAGAACAUGUUGGUCCAUGACCCCGGCCAUCUACAGGAGCUACUGCCAUGUCCCGCAGGUGAUGAGGCAGCUGUGUGUGGCUCAGCUCUGCAGCUGGAUGGCUGUCAUGUCUUUCAUGCUUUUCUACACAGACUUUGUGGGGGAAGGCCUGUACGAGGGCGUGCCCAGUGCAUUACCAGGAAGUGUGUCCAGGCAAAGAUACGAUGAAGGUAUCCGUAUGGGCAGUCUGGGCCUGUUCCUGCAGUGUGCUACCUCAACCUUCUUCUCCCUGGUCAUGAGUCGUUUGGUUCGCCAUUUUGGCUCACGGUGGGUCUACCUGAGCAGCAUGGUGAGCUUCACAGUCUCUGCUUUGGUCAUCUGCCUGUCCAAAAGUGUAGUCCUUGUUACCGUCAUGGCCGCCCUCACUGGGUAUGCGUACGCCACACUGCAGACUCUGCCCUACACACUCACCUGCCACUAUCACAAGGAGAAAGAGGUCUAUAUGCCAAAAAAGAAAACCAAAAGCGUGCAUAAAAAUGGUAUUGCAACCAAGCGGGACUCGGUUUAUUUGACUCCUGUGGAAGAGGAGGGCGGACUGAACCACAAAACGGGAACCCCCUUUGGGAACGCCUUCUUCGGCCAGGACAGUUAUGAGUACUACCCCGUUCCACACGGCCAGAACGGAUCGUCUCACAGCUCUGGUGGCGCCGAACAGGAGGAGGCCGAGUUGGGGUUUGAGAAACGUGGCGUGGGUUUGGACUUUGCCAUCUUAGACAGCACCUUCCUCCUCUCUCAGGUUUUCCCCACCCUCUUCAUGGGCAUGAUCGUUCAGUUCGCACAGUCCGUCACUGCCUACAUCGCCUCCUCUGCCAUCUUCGGUGCUGUCGCUAUCUACCUGGCCAGUCAUAUCAUCUUUGACCACAAGGACCUCAAAAGCUGAGACUUGCAUGCAACAGAUGUGGGAGUGAUGGAAUCGCCAAUAAUCAAUCAGUCAUUCAGGUUCCUCAGGUGGAACUCAACAAUGCACUACUGGUUCCAGAAUGCCUUGCUCUAGUACUGUGUGUUUGCUCUGCGUUGGAAAAGUGUGUGUCUGUCAGUCGGUUAUGAGAGAAAGUGGCGAAAGAAAUCUGCCAAUGUGCAGUUUCUAUGUUAGAGCAGGGGUUGUUACCUGCUACCUGAGGAGUCACCACCAACUGUGUCCUCAGGUCCUGUACAGUAUCUCUGUAUCUCUCAAAGUAUCUCUCAAAACUUGUUUUUUUGUUACAUCUUUUUCUGUCCUUCUUUUUCCUCAGGUACCACGAAUAGAUUUACUGUAGAACUCAUCAACCUCAGAUGCUAACAUUAAGUUUUUUUUUUAUGGUCUUAUCCUGAGCUAUCCACAAAUUUUGGUCUGUUUUGUACUCGAAACAACACGUCGAACACAGUCUCAUAAACUCACCUUACUGAGACAGGCCUGUCCUUCUUCACAGCGGCAGCACGGAUAGAUUAAUGCAUUGUUUCUACCCAUUCAGAAAAUCAAAUAGGGACCAUUGGACUUGUCCAUCCGGGAUGAAAAACACACUUGCAGGGGUACUCCACUGAUUUAGUAUUGCUACUCUGUAAAGUUAGUGGACUUGCAAGACACAGAUUUUAAAAAGGAAUGGUCAAACUAUCUUUGUCUUUUAGUCUCUUGACUGGUUGUUUAAAGCAAGUCUAUCUCUGGCCUAACUCAGUAGAAACCUGAUGACGUCACUAUGACAUCAUCAGGGCUCCUAUAAAGCUCCUCAAGAGCCGCAGAGGAAAUUACACAACAGUUUCCGCGGGCUCUCUAUUGCUAAAACUUUAGCUGUACUCUGAUGUUGGCCCAUCUAGUGUCAUCUAUUAAUCAAUGAACAGUUUUACUGUAAAUAUUUUGUAUACAAAUUUACUGUAUAUCCCUAUGGGAAUUUUGUUAUGCAACCUGUUGAGGUGAGGUUACCGACUGUGGUGGUGGAAGAAUGAAGCUGUUUACUGGAACUGGAAAUAUUGCAUCAAAUGACGCUCUAUCUAAAUAAUCAACAGUAGUCUGGUCUAGUGGACUGCUCAUCCUGCCCAACUAUCAGGACAGUCGUCUCAGGUUAGUAACUCGUUUUAGCAUCCCAUCCUGUCCUCAUGCCACCGAGGAAAACACUUUCCCUGCUGCCUAAACCUUCACGUUUUACUGUAUCUUCAAAUGACAAUCUAGGACGUCCAUAUGGGCUUGUUAUGUAAUGUAAACAUGUAGGGUCAUCUCUGUUGGAAGCCCACUUCAUAGCACCCAUUCCUGAAAGACCAAAAAAGAAAAAAGAAAGAAAAAGUAAUGCAGUAAAUAGAAAUCUUUGGUUACUGAAAAUGAUGCGAGAGUAGGCACUGUGUAUGGAAGCUGAAGGAUGAGCUGAGCUGAGGUGUGAUUGUGUGUAUGUAUGUAUACAUAACAUGGAGGACAGACAGCGAGAAAGCAUGAGUAAUAUGUGAGUGUGUGCAGUUUUUUCACAGAGAAACUGCAUUGACUUAGGCCCAUGUGAUGCUGUCUGUUACUCACUCACUGUGGCCUUCAGUUGAGCUUUCGAAAUCGGCCGGUUGGCGUAAACACUACGCUCGUUUCACAACCGCUAAGUGAGUUCAUUUAAGCGUUUUGUAUCAAGGUUGUCGGAUCCUACACGAGGGGGAAAAGAAUUAGGUUCAGCAGAUACAAGUAGUCCUGAAGGAUCUUAUUGCCUGAGGCCCGCUCAGCAUGUGAGGAAAACAGCAGAGGAUUUGUUUGUCAUGUUGACAACACUCGAGUAAAUUAAUGAUCUUUUUCACCCUGAAAUGCACAGAAAAAAUAUUGUCUAGAAGUAGCUGAAGUGUCAGAGAAAAAACAAAGUGUUUUUACAAGUGCCUGUACAUUUUUCAAACAUUUUUUUUGUACAUAUGUAUUUAUUUAUGCUUUUAUUACAAAAUAGCACGUAUUAAACUAUUGGCCUCUUUGGCAUCUUUUAACAGGUGCAAGGGUGAAGGCUGUUUCUGUGAAAAAGAUAAAUUAUUUGUAUAGAUGUGGUAUAGAAGCAUCAUCAAAUCUAAUUUAUUUUAACAUUACCCACUUUAUCCUGUAGCUUGCUAUAACGUCACAGAGCCUAUAGCUGAUGUCUGCUGUCAGUAUGUAUCACAUUAGCUGCAGAUGAGAUUACUGAAGGGUAUCAGAAUUUGCACCUGUGGUCACAUCCAUGUAGCCUGUAUCAGCUGAAAACAUUUUUCCUGUCACACAACUGAGAUGUUUUGUGGUGUUUUGUUUUUGGACCUCAUCAUGUUGUCAAUACUGCUAUCUGGGUCUUAUAUAACCACUUGUUUUCUUCUUAUCAGCGAUCUGUUUUAUGGUUAAACGUACCAGAUAAACACUGCAGAUAUCUUUAACUGGAUGGGUGGAGUUGUUUUCAGCCCACAUUGUGCUCAACCAAAUGUUUAAUUUCAGACAAAAAAAGUGCCAAUGGUCCGACUAUGUUAAGGCCAGACGUCAUUGUGUUCAUACGUGAUUGAUCAGGUUGUUUUUUUUAAAUCAGUUUCUUCAGUUUCAUUGUCAUAAUGUGUUCAGCCAUAACAAAAACUUGUAUUUCAUUUUCCUUAUACAUCCAUCAGAUUAUGUAUAAAUAUGCAGUUACCAAAUAGAUUUUAUACAAAAUAAAAGAACUGCAUUGUUAAUGA
This is a messenger RNA of Morone saxatilis (striped sea-bass), 4451 nucleotides long. Its product is annotated as solute carrier family 45 member 3. Bases 1 to 1713 code for a protein of 570 amino acids. The record is from RefSeq and is a predicted model, not a curated record. Gene Ontology annotation, cellular component: membrane. The transcript is spliced from 5 exons. Gene Ontology annotation, molecular function: sucrose:proton symporter activity. Lineage: Eukaryota; Metazoa; Chordata; Actinopteri; Moronidae.